AUGGAUGAUCGAUCGUGGAUGUAUCGUCGUCUUAUGGAUGGUCGCCUUCGUCCUGAAUACAUUACUGGUGUUAGAAGAUUUAUCAAUUUUACAUUUUCAAUUGAUAAAAAUAUAUCUGGGGGAAAAAUUAGAUGUCCUUGUGUGAGGUGCAAAAAUGAAAAGUUUUUAAAGGAAGAUGAUGUUUGUAAACAUCUAUUGACAAAAGGUUUUUUACCUUGUUAUGAAAAUUGGACUGUACAUGGGGAGUCUUAUGUCGCAGAACCAAUAUUGGCUGGACCUUCAUCGAUUAUAAUGAGUCAUGAUGUGAAUGAUGUUUGUCUAGAGAAUCCAUAUAGGAAUCUGGUUAUGGAUGCAAUGGGGGUUGGUGAUGCAUUCUAUAAUGAUAAUGUGUCUAGUCCUAUGGUAGCAGGGGAAAUUCCAAAUCCUGAGGCAACUAAAUUUUUUAAGCUUUUGAAAGCUACGGAGGAGCCAUUGCGGGAUGGGUGUACCAAGCAAUCCAAAUUAUCUGCUUGUGUACAAUUGCUUAAUAUGAAGUUAACUUUAAAUUUGACUCAGAAUGCCUUCAACAAUUUUAUUGACUUUACAAAAAGUUGCAUGCCUAAUGAUGAAAAUUUGGUUUCAAAUUUUUAUGAUGCCAAGAAAUUUAUGCGGCCACUUGGACUUGGUUAUGAGAAAUAUGAUGUGUGUCCUAAUUACUGUAUGCUGUACUAUGGGGCAGAUGCAAUGAAAAUAAAUUGUGAUUUUUGUGGAAGUUCACGAUACAAACCUAGAAAUCCAACUAAUAAAGGUUCCAAUAAGGCGGAGAAGCAACUCCGAUACUUUCCUCUAACACCAAGGCUUCAGAGACUAUUCAUGUCUCCAUAUCAUGCCAAAGAUAUGACAUGA
Messenger RNA from Populus nigra (black poplar), 885 nucleotides. RefSeq lists its product as uncharacterized. The record is from RefSeq and is a predicted model, not a curated record. Bases 1 to 885 code for a protein of 294 amino acids. The transcript has a single exon. Lineage: Eukaryota; Viridiplantae; Streptophyta; Magnoliopsida; Malpighiales; Salicaceae.